Daucus carota subsp. sativus is the source of this 3329-nucleotide messenger RNA. Its product is annotated as proline-rich receptor-like protein kinase PERK15. Gene Ontology annotation, cellular component: plasma membrane. The record is from RefSeq and is a predicted model, not a curated record. Gene Ontology annotation, molecular function: protein tyrosine kinase activity; ATP binding. Gene Ontology annotation, biological process: protein phosphorylation. Bases 1120 to 3120 code for a protein of 666 amino acids. Lineage: Eukaryota; Viridiplantae; Streptophyta; Magnoliopsida; Apiales; Apiaceae. The transcript has 9 exons.
CUUUUCGACGAAGCCAUCUGGUAGCCAUAAACAUUCUUCUUCCUCUCCAUGUGGAGAUCUCAGAGCCCAUAUCAAACUACACUUGGAUGUCUCUAGUCCACUUGCCAUCUCUACCACUUCUUCCGCGUACAAAUGAUUCUAACUCCAAAAUUAAAUUGCAUGAUUGUUCAACACAUAACCCGAAGUUCCAAAGAACCUGAAGCCUAAUUCAGAAGGUGGUUGAACAGAAGAAACAAAAAAAUUCUGAAAAUGGGAAUUUUUUUUACCAGCCUUUUUGUGGUAAUGUAAUCCCUGGCUACAAAUAUAUUUAGCGACAAAGCAACCUCCAGAAUGCAUGAAGCCAUAGAUAACCAACUCGGGUCUAAUGUCUUUGAGUAUCAUAACAAAUACUGGAGGAGCUGCAUUGUCCAGAGCUUGUCGCAGGAUCAGGUGGAGAUGGGAUGGAAGGCCAUUUGUGGAAUUAUAACGAGGUCCGGAGAAGAAGGAAGAUGAAGCUCGACUAGCUGAAUGUGGUCAUCUUCAUCAACUCUGUCUUGAUAGAAGCUUGGUUGAUUAGUCUAAAACAAAGAUAUAUGAAGAAGAAGCCUCUGUUUAGCUAGCCAUGUUACAAUUUUUUUAUGUUCAUAAUUAAAGUUUUAUUUUGAUAAAAUCAUGUUGGCUAGCCAUGAAUAGAUACUGCGAAAUCAAAACAUCUACAUUUACCUCGUGCCAGAGGUGCCGAUGCUAGAAUGAUGAGAUAGUCUCGUACAAAAGCACAAAAUUUAGAUACCUGGAAUAAGCACAACUUCUGGCAUGUCGUCAUUAACAAGAAACAUUUGUUUUCAUAUGUCUUAUCAUUACUCAGGACAAUAGGGUAAGUUUCAAAACUAAAGUUAGGGACAACAGUAUAUUUCUUAGGUGUUUACGGAAAACCCCAAUAUUCCAUCUGUAAUCAUGUCGAUUUUAUCAGGCACAAUAAAGACAAUACUCAAUCAAUCUUAUUUUUUGGCUUAAGCCCAUAAUUGUUCAGUCAAGUGUUCCUCAGGAUCAUACUGCGCAAACUACAUUUUUCUUUUUUGCUCUUUAAUGUUUCUGCAGAAAUUCUAGCAUCAAGUUCCAGAGAGAAAUAUUUCUAUCUGUAUGUCCAUGGAAACUCAGAGUGUAGUUGUGAUUCAAGAUGCAUCAAGUGAAGCUUGUUGGGAGGCCAUCAGAUGGGUCUUGCACGGCUUAUCUUUGAAGACGGGGGACAUGGUCACUCUCAUUUCAGUUCUUACCCGGCCUCAUAAUACUAGUUCAAGGUCUUACAUGGGAACUAAGAAAUCGGUUGGAUACAUGAGCCGAGAGGAUAGUCCAAUGCUUGGAGCAAAUCACGAAACAGUGGAAGAUCUAACUGCAAAGAAGAUGGAAGAGUAUCAAAACAGCCUAGAACACAUUCGGAUCACCAAGCUAUAUCACAUCCAAAAGGUCUUGUUCAACGUCAUGGUACUGGAUGCAGGACACUCGGCAAAGGUGGUUGCUUUAGAAGCAGCUAAGCAACUAAGCGCGACAUGGGUGAUACUUGACAGGAAAAUAAAGAAAGACCAAAGGUAUUUCCUUGAAAGACUGUCCUGUGGAAUAUCAAAGAUGAAACGCCACAACAGCAUUGAAAAAUUAAGAGGGCCUAAAGAAAAUAAGAUUAGCAGGAAUCUGUCAGUAAUACGAUGUUCGUAUGAUGAGAUGUUACCAGGACCUGAGGACGGUGAUGAUCUUUUCAGCAUAGAACUCUAUCCUCUAGAUUUAAGUUCAAGUGAAGGGAGUACCCAAUCAAGAACCUCCAGUUUAUGUGAAGAUGUGACCACUGCUUACUUCGAUCUUGGUGGAAGUGGGAGAAUAGCAACUGAAGCAAACAUGAAUUAUCUUGAAAACAAAAUAACAUGCAACAACAGCACAGAAGAAUCUAUCAGAUGUUUGAAUACUAAUUACAUGUCUGAUAAUUCACUAUGUUCAAUCUGCAAGAAUAGAAGGCCAUCGAUCUUUUUUGAAAGUGAAUUUUCCUACGCAAAGAUUAUUGAUGCAACUGGUGGGUUUUCUCCCAGCAACUUGAUUUCUGCUGGUGAACACGGAUCUGUUUACAGAGGUACCCUAUCAAAUGCCGUAAAAGUUGCUAUUAAAGAACAAAAGUAUACGAGCUUCCAGUGGGAGAAGAAAUAUGAAUUGGAAGUUGAGGUAAUUAGAAGUAUCAGACACAACAAUGUGGUCAUGCUGCUGGGAUCCUGUUCAGAAGAUAGCAAAAGGUUUCUUAUUUACGAGUAUCUGUGUUACGGUUCGCUAAACCAACACAUAGAAGAUCAGAGGUGCAGAACUUUGACCUGGAAAGAAAGGCUGACAAUUUUGCUUGGUGCCUCGAGAGGUUUAUACUAUUUGCACAGGAACAACAUAAUCCACCGAGACAUAAGGCCAAAGAAUAUAUUUCUGACCCAUGACCAUGAACCACUGCUAGGAGGCUUUGGACUAGAAAGAACAGAAUAUGAAUCAGAUCCCUCAUGCAAUCACCAAGUAAUAGGUACUUCCGCGUACAUGGCACCAGAAUAUGCAGAAAGUGGGCACUUAACAACCAAGGCAGACGUGUAUGCAUUCGGGGUUGUUCUACUAGAGUUGGCCACAGGCCGGAAUACUACAGAAAAGACGAUAGAGAAGGGAGGCUUGUUGGAAUGGGCAAGACCUCACAUAAAGGAAAGCAAGUAUGCUGAGUUGAUUGAUCCCAGAAUUGUCAACCCCAGUGAGGCUUACCAAUUCUUUCUGAUGAUGCGAUUAAUAGAAAAAUGUCUCCGCGAGGAUCCACAUAAAAGAUUGUCAAUGGAUGAGGUGGUUUUAACACUAGAACACAUCAUGGAAGAGAAUUCACGGAGCGAAGCCAAAAAACUCAGACGUCAAGACUCGGACUUAUCAAGCAUCGUAUCAAAGACGAAAGAAUCUACAGAACAAGUAAAAGCUCAUAACAACUCAUCAGAAUCAAGCAAUAACAAGUCAUCAGAAUCAACAGCGACAGUGUCAGGUAGAAGAUCAAACGCGAGUUCUAGCUCCUGGGCUGACAGACGUAACAGUUUCAAAGGUUUUUUUAAGAAUGGACCACAAAUAUUUUACGAUGAAAUGCUCGGCUGAAUUAAUAUAUAUUUCUUCAUCCUAAUUACAAGUUCAUCACAAACAAUGAUAGAAAGACUUUGGGGUUAUGAUUUUAGAAUGGUGAUUUCGUAUCCGAAAGAAUAUUAGAACGGAGGAGCUUAGAGCAUCUCCAACCAUCUAAAACUCUUGCUAAAAGAUGAGUUGGCAUACUUUUUUUUUUUUUUUUUUACUGAAAUGCACUUGCCCGC